AUGAGCUCUACAAUUUGCAAAUCCGAUUUCCUACAACAAUUCGACAAAAUCGCCGCGCUCAAAAUCAAAUCCGAGCAAGAACUUCGCGGCGAAUUCAAGAAGAUCAAGGAGAUUUUGGCGAACGCGGGGGAGGAUUGGAAGAAGCGGAUAGAGGUUUUGAAGAGGGUUCAGGGAUUUGUGAAGGGUUCGGAGGAUUUUGGAGCGAGGAGGAGUGUGUUUUUGAACGCGUUGAGCCAGUUGAAUUAUACUUUGCCGGCGGCGGUAAGGGAUUUGAGGUCGCAAAUUGUGAAGGAAGCGGCAAUUACGACGAGGUAGGUCAAAUAGUUGUGCGGUGGAACCGCACUUCCGGUGACUGUAGUGGGCGUGGUCUGUACUCACAGCAAAAAAAAGUUUUUUUUUCCGUGUGGUACGGUUGACAACAGCCACAAUUUCACGUGAGAGAAAACGAGAGAGUAAAAAAGCGAAAGAGACGCGAGACGAAAAAGGGAUAAGGAAAACUCCGCGCAUUUUUUAAAAAUUUCCGUAGCUAUUUAGUGUUUGAAUAUUUUUAAUAACUUUUUCCACUAACUUCUAUAUUUCUAGUCUGAUCCUUCAAAAAUUCGGUGCAGAAAUGCAAACCCUUGCCGAAGACGUCCUUAUGGCUGCAAUGUCCCAAGUCCCAGUCACCACCAAAAUCAUGUCAACCUCAGCUAUGAUUCUCUCCGAAUUCGUCGUCGAAAAUUGUCAAACUCGACAAAUCUUCAACAUCUUGGCCACAUUUUCCAGCUCCAAGGAUAAAGUUCAGCGAAGGCAGUUGGCCUAUCUUCUCGGUGUGAUAUUGAGAACUUGGGCUAACUCGAAACCUGUUCCUCGAAGGCAGUUGUGCGAUUUGGUGAGGUUGGCGAUUUGCGACGCGGAUCCGGAGACAAGACAGAAUGGACGGAAAUGUUUUGCACUGUUGGGUGAGACACCAGAGGCUGAUGAGAUAUUUCGAGAUGUUGAUCGAAGUCAUCAGAAAUUAUUGAGGUUUGAGAAACCUUUUAAUUUUAAUUCCCUUGAAUUUCUUUGAAUUUCAGACCAGAUGAAGUUGUGAUGUCUCGAAGUGUUAGUGUAACUAGCGUCAAAUCCGAGACCUCCAAGCCUCGAAAGAAAUCCACAGAUCGAAUGUCGGUGUCUAGUACGACCCUCCGAUCGAUGACGCCAGUCUUGCACGCUUCGACAACAUCAAUUGUGAAUCAGAAACCAAUUCAGAUCUCUAAACGAAGAACCUCUUCGGUAGAAGCACCAAAAACCCUGCAAGACAUUCUGAAGCUCUGCCAGAAUUCUUCUGGAAAAGAUCGAGGAAUCGAACUUCUCGAUCAAUAUUUGGUAUCUCACGAGCUCUCUCGAAUCGAGAUCAAUAGCAUCGGAAGUGUUCUGAAUCGUCUUCUAGAUAGCAUUCAGAAUCCCACACUUUUCGAUAUUUUCACAUAUUUCAUCAUAAAAUAUCACCAAGUUCUACCAGCGGAUUGGCUGAAAUUAAUCCUCGGAAAUAUAUUUAUGAGAAAAAUCGGAGCAGAUUCGAGAAUUCUGCGGAAUCUCAAUUCUAGCAUUGAAGUUAUCAUUGAAACUUUUGAUGGCGAUUUUCAAUUGGGAAUUGUUUGCGAGAUGAUUUAUGAGCCCUUCAGGCCUAUGAUAGGAAAAGUGAGUGUGGAUUUUUCAUUUCAGAAAUCAGAAGACCACUGUUACAGGUCAAAAUCGUGCUUCUUUGCUAUUUCAAUGAUUUGGUGACUUCUCGCGGAGACUCGCUAAACCUACAAGCUCCCCAAGUUUUUCGAGCAAUCCAAAAACUUUCCGAAUGGAUGAAAAGCUCGCCAGAGCUUGAGAAACAUGUUCGCCGGAUUUUUGUGAUUCUCGAAGAGGAGCCCCAAGAAGCUAUAGAAAAUCCGAUAGACAUUCUGGUAUCUCAAAACUCUCUCGAAUCCCUGGCAACAUUGCUAGAUCUAAUAUCGAUCGGAAAUUUCGAGCCGGGUGAAAAAACAUACGCCAAGCUUUUGUUGAAUAUUUUCAAAACUAUUGAGAAUUCUGGAGCGGCGGAGGAGGAGAGAUUACUGGCUUUGAGGGUGUUGACAAAGCUGUGCACACUUCAAGCAUCAAAACUUUUCUAUUCUUCGGAGAUUGUGGUUUGUAAGGUUUUGGAUUUCGCCGCGGAUAGUUCGAAAGAAAGGAAUCAAGAUACCAUUGAUGAAUGCUUGAAAGGUUAGGCUUGAGAAAAUAAUUAAAUUAAAAAUUUAAAAAUUUAAAAAAAAUUUAGUGCUCGCCACCCAUCUCCCCCGCCAAAAAAUCCUCAACAUCACCAAAAUAUUCCUAAAAAACCGUGCCAACGUGGAUCGUGUGAACGCGGUAAUCCGAAUGAUUUCGAAAAUGGUCGAAGAUGUUCGAAUCGAUGAGAUCUCUCAAAUAAUGGAUGAGAUAAUGGGUAGUGUUGUGAGAGCGUACGGCUCAAAAUCAUCGUUGAUUCGACGGAAUGUGAUAUUUUGUAUUGUUACGAUGGUAAAUCGAACCGGUGAGGAUGUGAUGAAAGAAUAUUUGGAGAAACUUCCAAAGAGUAUGGUGAGUGAAGGAAUUCAGGUUAAUAUGUAUGAGCAAUAUUUUACAGCAAACUUUGAUACAAAUCUAUGUGAAUCGCACAAUCUCAGCGAGUUUGGGAAACUGCGGUCCGCCACCAAAAAAAUAA
This is a messenger RNA of Caenorhabditis angaria, 2695 nucleotides long. NCBI's taxonomy places the organism in Eukaryota, Metazoa, Nematoda, Chromadorea, Rhabditida, Rhabditidae. The record is from the annotation of a GenBank genome assembly.